This is a messenger RNA of Spirodela intermedia, 606 nucleotides long. The record is from the annotation of a GenBank genome assembly. Lineage: Eukaryota; Viridiplantae; Streptophyta; Magnoliopsida; Alismatales; Araceae.
AUGCGGAGGUACGAGCUACUCUUGUUCACCAUAGUUCCAAAUUUUUUCUUCCUUUAUAGACAAUCUCGAUUUCUGAAUGCCCUAUGUUAACAUUUUGCAAAAAUUUCUUGCAUAAUCUUUGUGAUUAAGCCAGAGUGUAAGAAAGGCUUCAUACAACCAGAAUCUUCCUUGAUAUGACGACAAUACAUGUAUUAACUCAAGAAAUUUGUGCCGACAGUCCUUUAAUAUGAGAGAACUUUUCAGGCUCGCACUGGGAAAACUUUCUAAAUCUCAAACAACAAGUUUAAGAAGAAAAACUCAGUCAUCUCUGCGGGGAACCGGAAAUCGGAUGACAUUCCAAGCAAUCUAUCCUUUAAUCUAUUGGCUCAUUUCCACUGAUUCGCCUGAUUCGUGUGAUGGCGACGCUGUGAAGGGAAAAGUUCGUGGCCAGAGCUUGUCGGAUACCUGGCGGAUGAUGCCGCGGCGAUAAUCGAGGACCAGAACCCUCUUGUUAAUGUUAUCAUCGUUAGGGAAGGGACGCCCGUCACCAAGGACUACCGGUGUAACAGGGUAAGGCUUUGGGUGAACGAGCAUGACAGAAUUGUUCGGGUUCCUCGAAUCGGUUAG